CAGUGGACAGCUCUCAACAUCCCAUCAAGUUGUAUCCCACCUACGAAGAGACAAAACCGGAAUACACAGUAUAGCAAAUACAGGUAGUACUACUCCUAUUUUACUUGAAUUAAACGCGUCAAUUGCGAGGCUUGCAAUUGCUUGACUUGUAGAAUCACUCCCUACUUAUCAUUAAGGUCAAUCUCGGUCGCCGUCCAACAUGCGACGUGGCAGCCACGCGGAGGCCUUCAAUGCCUUUUCACAGUGGUGCACAUAUAAUGAUGUCCAGCUGCUAGACAUUACCUUGGCCGCCGAUGAUGAGAAGGGCAAUCAUUUCCAGCCGACCAGGGAUCUUGAAAAUGAAGACGAUAACAUUGAGCUACCAUUACUCCUCACUGUCCCUAAAGAUCUAGUGCUGUCCUCCGAGGCCAUCCAUCAAUACGCCAAAGUGGAUAAGAAUUUUCGGGAAAUAUUCAGUAGAGCAGGUCAUCAGUCUCACCGAGUAGAUACGCUCCUGUUCCUGAUGCUGCAAUAUAUCUACUCAUCUCCUGACUACCAAGGGACAAAUGGAGAAGCUUCACCAUGGGCGUGGUAUUUUGAUAUGCUGCCAUUCCGUGUACCUGUGCCAACAAUGUGGAAUGAAGACGAGCUGGUAUAUUUGAAUGGAAGCUCACUUGAGCCCGCGGUAUCUGCAAAGUUGAUCUCCUUGAACAAGGAAUUUGACGAGGUGCGCGAAAAGUGUGAAAAUCUGCCGUUCUGGUCCGAUUUUCUUGAGGACUACGAAGGUAUCACUGUGGAAGACUGGGUCUACUUUGACGCACUCUACCGAUCCCGUUCAUUAGAGCUUCCGAAGUCUGGAGAAUCUAUGGUGCCUGUUCUAGAUAUGAUCAACCACUCAUCUCACGCAAAUGCCUACUUUGACGAGAAUAAUGAAGGCGAAGUCAGACUUCUUAUUCGGAAAGGUCAUACAAUCCAAUCUGGAAGUCACGAGAAUGCUGGAAUUGGGAGUGAAAUCACCAUUGACUAUGGCCAAGGCAAGUCCGCAGCCGAGAUGCUUUUCAGCUAUGGGUUUGUAGAGCCGGGCACACCAGCCGGGAGUCUCGUUAUACCAUUAGAGUCUAUGGACGACGACCCUCUUGCUAAACCCAAGCUACAUGUCUUUGGUGGCGCACCGACGUUGAAGAUUAAGGAUGCUGAGGACGGGGUUCCCACAUGGACUGCACCUUUUGUCUAUCUCAUGUGUCUGAAUGAAGAUGAUGGCAUCGACUUUCGGAUACUUCAAGAAGUCGAUGGAAGUCGUCGGCUGGUGCUAUUUUGGCAAGACGAAGAUGUGACAGACAAAGCCAGAGAAUUCGAGGGCCUUAUCGCCGGACAUGAUCUCGAGCCUAUCUACCACCUCAGGGCUAUCACAGUCAUUCACUCGCAGAUCGCGGGACAAGUCGAAUCCCUGGAAACUCCUCUGGGCCGUCUUGAUAGAGAGAUCAAUCCCCGAUUCCGAUUCUCCAUCGAAAGCGUUCAGCAAUUACGAAGGACUGAGCUAGACCUGAUGCAAAGGACCUUGGGGGCGUUAGAACGACAGAGAGACACACUACUGGAGAAUGAUAGGGUGAAAGCGUAUCUCGGCUCGAUGGAAGAACCCCAAAAUGAGGAGAUUGGAGAGCAAGCGCCCAAUAACGAAGAAGAUUUCAGCUAGGGUUUACAAGCUAAGGCCAUAUCUGCAUAUUCCUAACGGGUUACCCCAUAUUCUUCCCUGAAGACAUUCUAUCAACGGUCAAAAGGCAUUGAAGGAUUACAUCUGUUGCUCAGUGUCUGGCGCUGGAUUUUGUGUGGCUACUCUAGUAAAUGCACGUCACGAAAAAUAGUCGGAGGCUUUGUCCUCAGACGAAGACGAUCCUUUCCACCGUCUGACUGAGUAAGUUGGAGUUUUAGUCUCAGUCUCGGCUGUGUGCACAAUUAGAUGAUCAUCUCGUGGGGAGAACGCCUGACCCGCCUUCUCGCUGAGAAAGCGAAGUAAGAUAUUUAGUUCCCAAUUCAUUUAAAUGCUUGGCAAUUAAAGCGCAA
This is a messenger RNA of Truncatella angustata, 2040 nucleotides long. RefSeq lists its product as uncharacterized. The record is from RefSeq and is a predicted model, not a curated record. Gene Ontology annotation, cellular component: nucleus. Gene Ontology annotation, biological process: peptidyl-lysine monomethylation. The transcript has 4 exons. The coding region runs from base 200 to 1672 and encodes 490 amino acids. Gene Ontology annotation, molecular function: protein binding; protein-lysine N-methyltransferase activity. Lineage: Eukaryota; Fungi; Ascomycota; Sordariomycetes; Amphisphaeriales; Sporocadaceae.